GGUGAGUCAACACAGAAAGUUCAAAGAUUUUUGCGUAAAUUGAAUAAAAUAGACGGAAUUAAUGUUGUAUUGGCUAUACUGCCGCUCAUCGUGAUGUAGCGGUGCUCCAGCAAGCCGAGGCAUGUCAAGUUAAACUCACAGAAGCAGACAGGCAGAGUCAUCGUCGCCAUGGCGACCGCGCCGGACACGCAGACGCAGGUGAAUCGUCGAAGCUCGCGUCGUCGCGGUUCCAACCCGAGGCAGCCGAAGGAGGAGACGCAGCGGCGACGCGCCACACACCUUGAGUUCACGCAGGCGAUGGACGAUUUCAAGACGAUGUUUCCGGACGUCGAGGAGGACGUUAUAGAGACGGUGCUGCGCGCGAACAAGGGAGCAGUCGACACGACGAUCGACCACCUGUUGGCACUGAGCGUCGACAUAGACGGGGAAUCGUCGCCACGCGACCCUCGCUCGCACGCGCAGACGGUCGUGUUCCCCGGCGAGACGGGCGAGAAUCGACCGCAGAACGCGUCGCAAGCUUCGCCCGGCAGCGGAGACGGCGGCUCGCUGGACACCAGCGCCCUCUUGCCGAAGGACGAGCCGCCCCCGCCGCCCUACAGCUGCAGCCCGGGCCAGGCAGCGCCACGAUCGCCCGACGAGGGAGCCGCGUCCGAAGGCACGGCGAGGCCGGCCAGUUCCGUGUACACGUACGGUCGCGACGACGACCCCAGCGAUAACGACGAGGGUACAACGCCGACGACGACAACAGCGGCAACGCGUCCAAGUGGCGCCCCCGUGGCCACCACUGCGGCAGCAGAAUCCCUCCCCAGCCAGGUUUUUGAGCCAACGUCGUCUGACGAUGAGGCGCCGCCCGCAUACACGCCACGCUACGAUCGCACGUGGGCCGAGUCCAUCAAGCCGAAGCAGGUCGCUGAACCUAACCUGAUGAGCUUCAAGGAGGACCAGCAGAGGGCGCCGGCGACGGCGGCAACGACGCAGUCACCGAUGUCGCCCAUGCAAUCGCUCGCCAUGUACAUCGCUGUCACGCCGACGACUCAGCCGAGUCCGCCCCUGUCCAAGAAGUCGCCGAACGGCGGCGCACGACCCCUGCCGGCGCCACCUGGCGGCGGCACCCCGAGCCCGGCGGCGGCCGCGGACUCCUCGCCGUACAUGGACAUGUCGCCAGGGGGCGCCGGCAUCCCGAGGCAGGAGACGGUGGCGCCGCCGCUCGUUCCGCCGCGCACGGGAUCGGCGGCGCUGCCGGCGCGAGCGUCUGUGCGGGCCGCAGCCGUCGCGGGGCCGCACCGCGCGGGCGCCGCCUCCGCCGCGCCGCCGUCGGUCUGCAUCUGUGUACAGUCGAUCACGGCGGCUGACUUCAGUACAGCGAUGCUGAAGCGACAGAUCCAGGAGAAUCAGCGGCGAAUGGCGCAGGCGCAGCAGGAAGACGACCUUGAGAUGCAACAGAUGCUGGAAGAUGAAAGAGUCGCACUGAUGAUGCAGAACCAGGAGUUUUUACGAGAGCUGAGACGCAACGAAGAAUUCAUGAACCAACUAGAGGGCAGCACUGCUGCUGACAGUGGCAGGUCACGCAGUUCGAGACGCUCCUUCAAGCCACCGCCGCCAUCGUCGGACUCUCCCCGCACUCUCGGGUCGGCCCCGUGCCCGCCCCACACUAGUUCCACUAUCCCGUCCUCUCACUCGGUCAACGUCUCGGCGAGUGUCGGUCCGGACGGACAGAUGUCGAUGGACAGAGCGACGGAGAACGAUCACGUGUCCGGUUACCUCAUAUCGGACCAGCUCGAACCAAAGGUGGAAAUUCUGUUCAACCACGACACCGUGACCGAUGACGGCGUCAGUGCGUUCCCGUACGGGAUGCCGCUGCAGCGGGAUGAGGAGGCGGAGUUCCGUGAGAAGCUGCGGUACAUGGACAAUCCUACGCGGCGCAUGUUCAUGCGCAUGGCUCGCCUCUUCUCUAACGGCAAGAAGAAAAAGACGGCGAGGCAAAUGCUUGAAGCAGCUCCAUCAACUGUCAAUCUUCUAGAGGAGGAAGAGGAUGAGGAGGAGAGCAGAGAUGCUGAGGACCAGAGUGACAGAGAGGGUGAUAACAUUGACAAUAGUCAUAUUAUCGAACCAUUGAUGGGAUUUCGAAGCCCAUCUACCGCACAGCGGCCCACCUGAGCUCGCUGGUUAGCGACGGAGCCUAACAACCAUUCUACAAGACAAUAGUGGCUUCCUAGUGACACGUCUUCUUUCUUCAACAACAUAUCUCCCAAUCUCACGUCGAUGCUGCAUUACCAUAGCAACAAUGCCAGCGAUGUCAGUCCGUGUACGCACACAGACUAAUUGCAUUAUACGUAUUCGUAUAUCAUUUUGACACAUUUUUGCUAUGGGUCAUGUAACUUGUGACUAGUCUACGUAAGACGAAUCAUUUGGAUAGCUGAAACUGUGCUGAAGAAGUGCACAGAGACAAAUUUUGGCGAAAAAUAGGUCAAAAUAUCAAAAAUCACAAUGUUCCCAAGGUAGGUAGGCCGUUUGAAAUGCUGAUAGGGGUACUUUAAUUGUUUUAUUCGUACAUUAUGGUCGUAACUCUUCGUGUAAAGCUCAGUUUUAGUUGUUAAAUCUAUAUACUAUCAUGUACAUAGUAGUUGCUGUCGUACUUGGCUAGUUGGUUAAUGCCAAGUAGUCUAUAGUGGUAUGCUGUUAUGUGGAUCACUUUGGUAUUUGUGUACACUUUACGGCUGUUACUUUUAGACAUUUAGGCAAUUCCUUCACUCGAGAUGAUAUGAGGUAGGCAUUUUGAAAGGGCAUGAAUAUUCUCUAGCUGAAUUGUUCAAUUUUUUCCUUGUUAAGUCGAGCAAUGAGCGCUUGAAAGAUACUAUACGAACAUUAUACUAGAGAGGCAGAAUGUUGAUUUUAUUAUUGAGGCGCCAUUGAGUAGCAUGAAUUUAUUUUUAAAGUUUAGUUUUGUAAAAAAAAAUCUAGGUCAAGCACUUUUUGGAAAGAGUAUUUGUAAAAAGCAAUUUAUAGCCAAUAGCGAACAAGCUGGUGGUUCAGUCUUUGUAGAUGGAUGUGAAAGUUUUAGCAUAAAUAGAGAAAUAUUGUCUAUGAAGUAUUUAUUGCUGUGUAAAAUCGUAUUGUAAAAUUACCAAUGUGAUUUUGUGAGAUUUCGUACUAUCGUGUAAUUUAUUUCAGACAUAAUUUUGCGUCAGCCGAUUUUCUUACAAGAUUAUGAAAAGAUGAAAUUUGUUUAGAUGUUUAAUUAUUCAAGUCUAAUCUAUAAUAAAAAAGGCAGCUUUUUUAGUUAGACAUGGCAAUCCUUUUUAUGUGAGGUUAUUGCCCAGUUAUUACUGUUGAUUGUCUAUUAGCUCAGGCUCGAACGUUUGCAAGCCUGUUAUUGAUUUUUGUGAGAAUGCGAGAAAGGAUUCAUUUGGCUUCACAAUGCCACCCUGCCGUCGAAACGGGGGUUGUAGUUUUGUAUUACUGUCAGUGUCAGGCAGUCCGGCCAUCAUGCUCAUGGAACAUAAAUUUAUGACAAGUUCAAAUGCAGUUUUUAGUUGAAUUGUUAUUGAGGAACUCAAUUGGAAAUGAGUGUUUUUGUCAGAAACUCAUUGUUAUUUACCAGGCUGCGCAUAUAAUUUCGCUCUGCAGUUUUUUUAGUGGGACUGCAAAUCAAAACUAGCUAAAUGGCACCAUGUUACAUGUGAUAACUUUUUUUAAUAUGAAGUGUAGAAUAAUAAAUUUGGCAGCUGGAUUAUGCCAAUUUUGUAAUAAAGGUAGUUAAUGACAACAUGGACAGCCAAUCUAUUGAA
Molecule: messenger RNA, 3788 nt
Organism: Priapulus caudatus
Lineage: Eukaryota; Metazoa; Priapulida; Priapulimorpha; Priapulimorphida; Priapulidae
Product: actin cytoskeleton-regulatory complex protein PAN1-like
Exons: 12
Coding region: 169-2157 (662 amino acids)
Molecular function (GO): ubiquitin binding
Source: RefSeq, a predicted model, not a curated record